UUUUGACCUAAGUCCGUCGACAUCUUGAGUCCAAGGUCCAACUUUUGCAAUUUGCAAAAAAGAAAAAAAAAAAAAAACCAUGAGCGAGAGAGAGAAAACCAGUAGAGAGAGAAACCAGCCACAAAACCACCACCUUCCUCACUACCAUCUUCUUUGACGGGACGGAGGUAAACCACACCUUUACCCUGUGAGCGAACCAGUGAGGGAGCGCAACUAUCACCCUAAAUAUCCAAAACCAUGCAAUAGAACUCAGUUGGGAUACGAUAGGACUCAGAAAGGGACAGCCAAAGGACAACGAGGAACAUUUGGAGGUUAUGGCAAGGGAGUCUUAAAGCAAGCAACAUCCUUUUUCUUCACUAACUUUCCGGAGAACUGGGAAAUCAGUGAAAUGUGGAGAACUUUCAUUAAAUGUGGAAGGGCGAUACAGGUGUAUGUGGCAAAGAAAAAAGACAAAUGGGGACGUUGCUUCGGAUUUGUUCGAUUUCUGGAGGUUAAGAACAUAAGGGAGAUGGAGAUCAAGCUGAAUCAAAUCAAAGUUGGGGAGCAGAUGAUUAAAGCAAAUGCAGCCAGAUUCUCUAACUAUGAAAACAAGGAAAAACAAAAUACUCCUUCUUCAUUGCGACCUGGGAUAAACAGAAAGAUCACAGUGUCUUAUGCAGAAGCGGUGAAAAAUGGGGUAAGGAAUCAAACUGAAGUAAAAAAUAGGGAACAGAAACAUGACCGGGGAAUUGAGAGGUUUAGGAGGAAGUCAGAACAGGGUCAAUGGCAGGGACUUGAGGUGCAGGCAGAGGAAGAAGAACUGAAAUGGCUACGGGAUUGCUUUGUGGGUACAGCAAAGAGCUUGGUGAUCAUUAGCACUCUUCAAGACAAAUUUCUCAUGGAGGGAUAUUUCUCUGCAAAAGUAACUCCAAUGGGAGGGAACUUGGUCUUGAUUUCAUCCGCGGACGCCGAAGAGCUUAAACAUUUAGUUGAACAGGGGAAGGAUUGGCUAGCUCAAUGGUUUUCCAAUGUGAGACCAUGGAAGCCUAAUGAAGUAGCUAUGGAGAGGUUCACUUGGUUGAGAUGCCAAGGUGUUCCUUUACACAUCUGGAAAAGCAGUUUUUUUGAAACUGUGGCAUGUUUAUGUGGGAAAUUCAUCUCCUUGGAUGACAGCACAAUUAAAAAGAAAAGAUUGGAUGUGGCAAAAAUCCUUAUCUUGACUUCUGUUCAGGAGAAUAUACAAAAAGUCCUAAGAGUCAAAGUUGGUGAGAAGAUCUUCCAGAUUCGGGUUAGUGAGGAGGUUGGAGUUGAUAAUCUUUUCAAUUUGAAAUCCGACUUUAACUUGAUUAGUGAUGGAGUAACAAACUCGGAGGAGUGGUCGGAUGAGUCUAAUGGUGAAUUCUGUAAUGAGGAGGAAUGGGAAGGCGACUGGCAAGUACUAGAGGAUGAAGAUGAGGUGCUACAACGCUCGGUGACGGAGGAAUUUGCUCCUGUUGAACCAAGAAGAUCAAUGACGAUGGGCAAGGAAGAAGAUGGAGUAUCGAACAAGCUUCUUACUCAUGAUGACUCAUUAAAUGCAGUCAAUCAAAAUUCAAAUUUUGUGGCGGAUGGUAGCAAACAGAUAAGCAAUAGACCUCAAAACACCCCUAUCCAAUCAAACCUGUGUAUUGGCCCAAGGCAGAAUUCCUUGGAUUUGGGCCAAAAACAACACAACCAAAAUGAGGCUUGGCCCAUAUGUGGAGAAAAGGCCAAGACGGAUACUUUAGCAUCUCCUAAAAGAAGCAGCAACAAAAGGGCCUUUGAAGAUUUAAGAUCAAAAAGAGAAGGGAUGGCUAAUAAUGGAGAAAAUCCAAACCAGAUCUCAGAAGAAAGUGUGAGGAGCAGGUCAAGGGCAGAAAGGCUAGCGAGAGAUAGAAAGAGAAGAAGACAGAUGGAGAGAAGGAUGAGGAAAAGAAGUGAGAUUAGAAGGCAGAAGAAAAAGGAGAGCAGAAAUCGGGUCUCACCUAGUGAAGCUUUAACCAAGAGGGGAGAAGCAUGCAACAGUCAAACUAUUAAUUCAAUUCAGAAGCAAGAUUCGAAGAAAAGUUGCUGGAGAGAAGCAGAAGAACUAUGGUCGGUGGGAAAGCAGCUGGGUCUAGUAGACAAGAAUAACGUAGACGAGGUGAUCCAAAGACUCAAGGAGAUGGAGGAAAGGGAUCGUGCUGCGUUUGCUACCCAAAAAAUGGUUACUAAAAAAAGGAGAGGAGUGAAGGAUUUAAUCAAGAAGGAAGGAGCAGAUAUAGUCUUCAUUCAAGAAUCGAAAAUGGAGGUAUGUGAUGAUAGGAAAUGCAGAUCUAUUUGGGGUGGGGAUAACUGUAAUUGGGUUAUGAAAUCAACUCAAGGGAGAGCUGGAGGGAUUUUAUGCAUGUGGAAUUCUAACUUGUUUGAAGAAAAAUGGAGCAGCUAUAGAGUAGAGGGAUGGGAAGGAUUCAAGCUGAAGGAGAAAUUUAAAUUGCUGAAGAAUGACUUGAAGAAAUGGAAUAAGGAGGUAUUUGGCCACAUUGAUAGGAAAUUGGAGGAAAUUAGAGAUGAGAUAAAGAAGCUUGAUGAUAAAGCCGAGAAUGGAGUGUUAUCAGCUAGUGAGAUUGAACAGAGACAAACUUGCUUUCAGCAAUUCUGGGAAUGGAGUUCAAGGAAAGAUAGCUUGCUGUUCCAGAAGUCAAGGCAGAAAUGGCAACAAGAAGGUGAUGCUAACAGUAAAUUCUUCCAUGGGUGUAUAGCUAAGAGAAGAAAAAGCAAUGGGAUUGAUGGGAUCAUGAAGAAUAAUGUCUGGAUUGGGGAAGCUUCCGAGGUGAAAAAAUUCAUCAAAGAAUAUUAUGAAUUAAAGUUUCAUGAUGAUGAGUGGAACAGACCUAACAUUGAGUUUAAUGAAUGGAAACAACUGAGCUCAAUGGAGAACAAUUGGCUGACUGCACAGUUUACAGAGGAAGAAAUAAAGGAGGCCGUGUGGAACUACAAUGGAAAUUUGAUGAUGGAAAAGCUAGGAUUCUGUUUGAAAUGGAGAAGGUGGAUCAAGGAAUGCUUAUCUACUUCAUCUAUAUCAGUUCUGGGGAAUGGUAGCCCCAUAGAGGAAUUUAGCAUGAAGAAGGGACUGCGACAAGGUGAUCCAUUAGCCCCAUUCCUGUUUCUUAUGGUGGCUGAAGCACUUAAUGGGCUUAUCCUCAAAGCAAAAGAGAAAGAUUUGUACAAUGGAGCUACGGUGGGAACAGAAGGACUGGAGGUCACACACCUACAAUUUGCUGACGACUCUAUAUUCUUCUGCGAGGCAUCAAAAGAGAACAUAAAGACAAUCAAGGGGAUUCUUCGUAUUUUUGAAUUGGCUUCAGGACUCAAGGUGAAUUUCUUCAAAAGUGCCUUAUAUAGAACCAAUGUGAAGAGUGAGGAGACCAGUGAACGGGCCGAAACUCUUAAUUGUUUGGAGGGUUCUAUUCCUUUCAAAUACCUCGGAAUCCCAGUCGGUGCUAACCCGAGAAACAUAUCAACCUGGACACCUGUUGUUGAUUGCUUGAGACGGGGGGAUAGGAAGAUUGCAUGGGUUAGUUGGGAGAAAGUAUGCAAUAGUAGAAAGGAUGGGGGAUUAGGUGUUAAGGACUUGGAGAAAUUUAACAUGGCACUCUUAGGAAAGUGGCGAUGGAGAUUGGUGGUGGAGAAAGAAGCUUUAUGGAACAGGGUAGUUGAGGCCAAAUAUGGGAUUCACAGGAGAAGGGAUUGGGAAGGGAGGGAGGUGAAAAUGAAUAGCUCAUACUGGUGGAAGGCACUGUGGAAAUUAGAUAAAGAAAGAGGAAGUGAUGAGGGAUGGGUGUACAAGGGAGUAGUAAAAACAGUGGGGGAGGGGAAUGAUACCUUGUUUUGGCAUGAGAAAUGGUGUGGGGAUGCGCCUUUUAGGGAGAAAUUCAAUAGAUUAUUUAGAUUGGCAAAAGAUAAGGAUGCUUUAGUUAAAAAUAUGGGUGAAUGGAGAAAUGGAGAAUGGAUUUGGAAAUGGAGUUGGAGUCGGGAAUUGCUAGGACGUGAAAAUACUCUUGUGCAGGAUCUUAACAGGCUAUUGCAUGGGAGCAAGCUGGAAUAAGGACAACAAGACUCCUGGAGGUGGAAGUAUGAAUCGAAGGGAACUUACUAAACAAAAUUUGCAUACACCCUAUUAAAAAGCAGCAACAGAGAGGCAGACGCAAGAAGGUUUAGUAUGUUAUGGAAUAAUAAGGUGCCUUUUAA
Molecule: messenger RNA, 4227 nt
Organism: Rubroshorea leprosula
Lineage: Eukaryota; Viridiplantae; Streptophyta; Magnoliopsida; Malvales; Dipterocarpaceae
Source: the annotation of a GenBank genome assembly